AUGUCUUUCCUCGUGAGGGGCUUGAUUUCACCAGGCCUUCGCGGACUCGACUCAGCCGGCGCAAGGCUCACGGAGAUAUCCAACGGUGUCGUCAGCUUUUCUUGUCCAAGAACUGUUUCAGAGGUCUUACUGCUUCGGUCUAAAACUAGUUUGGCUACAAUUGGACUGCCACAGGGCCCACAGUUGCAACCAUCCGUCGGUGAAAGGGCUGGGGGACUGUAUACGCAGAAUAUAGCGCCGGUUGGAGCGUGGGGGUCUACGGCAACAAUCUGCGUUCAGAAGCGCACUCUAUACUGGCCUCCGGCGCGGAAGGACAGGUCAAAACGAAUAAGACUUCCUUCGGGCAAAAAAUGCUUCGUUUUCAAUGCUAAGAGAGACCAAGAUGGCGAUCUGGAGCCGGUCCUCUGCUUCGUCGACAGCCAAGACAACCUCCUGAUGUGGUUCAACGAAGAAGAACUCUUGGAGUUCGAAAAACUGGUGCCUCGUCUGGAAAGCUACUACGAACUGUGGGAAGAGAAGGCGUCACGCGUUCGAAUGAAGGAAGCCAUCGUAGCUGAAGCACAACGCGAAUUUCCGCAUAUAGGACUGGACGGCUGA
Molecule: messenger RNA, 597 nt
Organism: Neospora caninum
Lineage: Eukaryota; Apicomplexa; Conoidasida; Eucoccidiorida; Sarcocystidae
Exons: 4
Coding region: 1-597 (198 amino acids)
Source: RefSeq, a predicted model, not a curated record